GGGAGCAAGGGGUUUGGAACCUUGGAGCCGGACCUUUCGCUAAUUCACCAACCACAAUCCAGACAUUCACCUGCGACAAACUCGUCCAUCACCUUCCUCCUCACACUCCUCCUCCUCUAUCCAACACCGCCCAGUCUUCUUUAACACCAACACCACCACCGCCGCCUUUCAAAUCAAACGCGCGCGUACUCCUCCUCCCUUGGCUGGCGCACAUACUGUCCUCUUCAUCGCCAUCUCCUCCGUCAACACCUCAUCACUCGCACUUUCUCAAUCUCCCUUUACGCCCAACACGGCCAGUCGUCGUCGUCUUUCCCCACAACACCCAAAACUCCUUCCCCCGCGCGAAAUCAGGCAUAACAGGAACGGCCCCGUCUUCCCACCGCCGUCCGCCUAACCCCUUGUCAUUCCGUACAUCCUCAUUCAACCGCCAUCAUCGACCGCAUCACUCUUCCAUCCACUUGCGGCAUGCCCACCACCCCGAUCUCGCCGGUCGGGCGGUCUGGCCCUUUCCGCCGCUCCGGUGGGGGUCCCCCGCUCAGCGCAUCAGGUCGCUAUGGCGAAAUCGAGACCGAUGACGGCGCGCUCGUCAUGGGCGGAAGCCGCGACUCGGAGGUCGUAGGCGUCUCUGGUGGACGUGAAAUGGGCGUGACCCGUCCCAAACGCAGGUUGUCAAGCCUUCCUUCAUUACCCACUUCUCCUCUUCAACCCAACAUGUCUUCAUCACAUUCCGAAUAUAGGGCGCUCAGCGCGACUUCAUCUCCACCCGCCUCGCCCGGAGGUGCUGCGGCCUACGGCGCUCCCUCUCUCGAUUCGAUCGCACAGCAAUCUAACAGCAACAACGCCGGACCCCACAUCCCAGCGUUGGCACGGCUAGCGCCCACUGUGCGAAUUGACGAGAAGGGUCCCACAUAUAUGCCGGCGAGCACCCCGGCGUCACGCGACCAAGGUCCGCCCAAGCUGUUCGGCAUUGAGCUCAAGUGGAUCUCCCUUAUCACCCUCGCGCUUCAGAACGCAUUCCUCACGAUCAUCAUGCACUACUCGCGGAUAGCGACCGCUCCGAACAAGACGUAUUCUGCAGCCGCAGCUGUCUUGCUCAACGAGCUGCUGAAAGGCGCAAUUUCGACCCUGGUUGCGCUCAAGCGCAUCGACAACGACAUGUCCGCGCAAGGGAUGCAGAAGGAGUCAAGGACCCGCCCUGUGCAGGCAGGCUUCACCAUGUUCAAGCCUAGCCGCCUGAGUGCGCUGCGCCGCGCGGUUCUAUCGCCCGAUUGCUACAAGCUCGCGGUCCCUGCUAUCCUCUACGUCAUCCAGAACAACCUUCAAUAUGUCGCCGCUUCGAACCUCGACGUCGCCACGUUCCAAGUCACGUACCAGAUGAAGAUUCUCACGACCGCCUUUUUCUCCGUUCUUAUGCUGGGUAAGCGUCUGAGCCGCGCUAAGUGGUGUGCUCUGGUUAUGCUGGCCCUUGGCGUCGGCAUCGUUCAGCUUCAAUCUACGACUGCCCCUGGCCAUGCAGCACGCCCUUCGUCGCAUAGCAAGCACUCGCUGCGGGACGAGCUCCCGGAGGAGGCCGAGAAGCUCGUCAAGCGCGCCGUCGAUGCCGCCACUGCUACACUGCCUGCCACUAUGCGUCCCUUCCGUGGCUUCGUGGCCGUCACCAUGGCGUGCUUGACCUCUGGUCUCGCGGGUGUUUACUUCGAGCUUCUACUCAAGUCGGGAUCAAGCUCUGGUGCGCCGGACCUCUGGGUUCGCAACACGCAGCUGUCUCUCUUCUCGCUCGUGCCGGCACUCGCUCCGAUCCUCUUCGCCGGACACUCGCCUGACAUGAGCUGGUUCAGCAACGUCACCUCAAAGUUCGCCAACUUCAAUGGCUGGGCUAUUGGCACCGUCCUGACCCAGACCUUUGGUGGUUUGAUUACGGCCAUCGUCAUCCGUUACAGCGACAACAUUAUGAAGGGCUUUGCAACGUCAUUGUCCAUUAUCAUCUCGUUCCUCGCCUCGGUGGCUCUGUUCAACUACCCUAUCACGUUCUCCUUCGUUGCCGGCGCUUUCAUCGUGCUUGCCGCAACGUUCCUGUACAACUCGCCUUCAAUGCCUGACGCCCCGCCUACGCGCACGGCCAUGGCUGUCGCCCCUGGCUCGCCGAUCCCGACAAACGCUCCCAUUAUUGGCGAGCCGCGCGCCCCGUCGCGCACAUCGAGCGUUAUCAACCUCCUUGCCGGUCUGGGCUCGCGCCCAGGCUCUCGGCGCGCCAGCGGGUCUGACACGCCCCGGCCCUUUGUCGCUGUGCCGCCUCUCUCUCGAGCAGGCUCGUACACGAGCAACACGGCAACGCCGUUCACGCAAUCUGCGCAGAACUCCCAUACCCAAUUGAACGAGUUUGGGAGGAUGUCGCCAGCGCCCUCGUCGUCCAAGCCCUCCCCGACCAAGGCAACCAGUGGCAAGGUGCGCCCCCAGCUUUCUCUCGACACAACUUCGCUCUAGCUGGGUCUAGACUUAGAGAGUGGGUAGUGGGACGCGCGGCGCGCUGGGCACCCACAGCCCCUUACAGAUUCCGGGACGCGGCGCCAUGGGCGCGCCGCCAGGCAGACUAUGCCCUAUAUCAGCCGCAACGGCUUAAUGUGUGACCUGAUGCAUCACGUAUGUAUGA
Cutaneotrichosporon oleaginosum is the source of this 2650-nucleotide messenger RNA. RefSeq lists its product as uncharacterized. The record is from RefSeq and is a predicted model, not a curated record. Gene Ontology annotation, biological process: pyrimidine nucleotide-sugar transmembrane transport. Gene Ontology annotation, molecular function: UDP-galactose transmembrane transporter activity. Gene Ontology annotation, cellular component: Golgi membrane. NCBI's taxonomy places the organism in Eukaryota, Fungi, Basidiomycota, Tremellomycetes, Trichosporonales, Trichosporonaceae.